GCUUCUAACUCGGGCCUCUUGUUAAGCUGUUUAUAUAGAUAUCCAAGCACAUCAAUGUUUCUUCCUCCUUUGACCUUCGAAAUUUCUGUAACACAGCACAGAGCCGGCAACUUCCAUGGCUGCCAAUACUAACUCUUUCUGGGUCCCUCCCUCCAAACGCCGAAAGAUUCUUCUUGAGCACCACGCGCCGCCGCUGAUACCUGGUCUUCCCGAUCAUAUAGCCCAGUUGUGUCUCUCUCUGAUUCACCCUUCCAUCCUCUUCUCCGUUUGCCACUCAUGGCGUCGCCUUAUAUACUCCUCUUCCUUCCCUCCUUUUCUCUCUCUCUACGCCGUUUUGACUUGCAAAGCCUAUUCCGAUUCAAUUCACUUCUAUAGCUUCGAUCCCAUCUCGUCCCAUUGGCGCUCCCUUCCUCCUCCUCGGCCGGAUCCUCCCCUCCGCAUCCUCCUCCGCCACCCCUCCUUCCUCUCUCGUAACCUCCCAAUCCAGUCCAUCGCCGUCUCCGGCAAUCUUGUGCUCCUCGCUGCCACGGCACACAACCUCUACCCUGCCCUCUCCCGUCCUCUCAUCUUCAACCCCCUUCGCCGGGACUGGAACGUCGGCCCCUUGCUCCCCAACCCUCGCCGGUGGUGCGCCCUGGGUACCGCUCGCGGCUCGGUCUACGUAGCUAGCGGAAUCGGAACGCAAUUCUCCAUCGACGUCGCUCGAUCGCUUGAGAAAUGGGAUUUAAAUGGGAAAUCCGGCGAGGUUUGGGAGAAGAAAACGGGUCUGAAGGACGGAAGGUUUAGCAGAGACGCAAUCGAUGCGGUGGGAUGGAGAGGGAAGAUCUGUAUGGUAAACGUGAAAGGGAAUGCGGCGAAGGAAGGAAUUAUGUACGACGUUGAGAACGAUGAGUGGAACGACAUGCCGGAGGGGAUGUUAUCAGGAUGGCGAGGGCCUGUGGCCGCCAUGGAUGAGGAAGUGAUGUACGCGGUGGACGAAGCGAAGAGCGCUCUGAGCAAGUACAAUGCGAAGAAUGAUGCUUGGGAAGAGGUUAUGCAAUCCGAGAGGCUCAGAGGAGCGGAGCAACUCGCCGCUCAAGGCGGAAGAAUUUGUGUGGUUUCCGCCGGCGGCGUAGGGAUAUCAGUGGUGGACGUGGUAUCAUCGCCGGCGCGACUCUGGGAGGUGGAUUUGCCGGCAGGUUUUGAAGCAGCUGCCGUUCAUAUAUUACCCAGAAUGCCGAUUCCUGAACCGCCGGAGUCAUCCGACAUAGAUUGAUUUUCUUUUUCUUUUUUUAAUUUUUUGAAAAAAAUCCUCAAUUUUUAAUUUGAUAUCAU
Messenger RNA from Neltuma alba, 1314 nucleotides. RefSeq names its product F-box/kelch-repeat protein SKIP25. The coding region runs from base 116 to 1255 and encodes 379 amino acids. NCBI's taxonomy places the organism in Eukaryota, Viridiplantae, Streptophyta, Magnoliopsida, Fabales, Fabaceae. The record is from RefSeq and is a predicted model, not a curated record. The transcript has a single exon. Gene Ontology annotation, molecular function: protein binding.